AUGAUGAAAUGUAAAGCUUGUGUAAAGAAAAAAGAAGCAUGUAUUGCAGAGAUAGGAAAAUUGCAGCAUCGAGAACAUGGACAUGACUUUCCCGUUUUAGUGAAGCAGUGGAAAAGGAUCAAAGGAUGGGUGCGAGGUGAUGAUUUAACGAUAGGUGGAGUAGAAGCUUUACCAACUGGUCAGCAAUUAAUUCCUUGGCCUUAUGGUUUCGGUGCUGAUAGUUUAGGGUGA
Messenger RNA from Acanthocheilonema viteae, 231 nucleotides. The record is from the annotation of a GenBank genome assembly. NCBI's taxonomy places the organism in Eukaryota, Metazoa, Nematoda, Chromadorea, Rhabditida, Onchocercidae.